CUGAGAGAAACCAGAAAACACAAAUGCUUACAUUUCGUGAUCAGCUGUACACAUUUCAAGAGUUCAGUAAGGCAGAAAAGUUUGAUCCCGUGUUUAAUGGCUGGUCAAAGUCAGAUCUGACUGACGUAUCGGUAGAUAACGCCAUCGUGACCGUUGUCAAGGGGGAUAUGUACGCUAUUGAAGUUAACAAACCUGUUGGACAGUCUACUAUCAAGAGAUACAAUGUGGAGCUUUGUACAUGGCAAACAGUUGUGGAAUCUCCUCAAGGCUGUAGAAACGAUUCCUGUGUGGUCGCGGUUGGCAGCUAUCUAUACCUUAUGGGUGGAUCGGCCCCUGGUGAUGCUCAGUACGUCACUAAAGCUGAGAGAUUCAACACUGUGGAAAAGCAAUGGGAGGAAAUCGCCGACAUGCAGCAAGGAAGAGGUGGGGCCUUCGGAGAGGUUUCUGGAGGAAAGAUUUUUGUUGCAGGAGGCGUCAACCAAGAAGGGAAAGUGUCAGAAAGAUGCGAGAUGUACAACGUCUCUACAAACGAAUGGCAGUACAUUGGAAGCUUGAAUCAUGGGCGUGUUUAUGGUAGCAUGGUGUGCCUGAAGGAAACACUGUACGUACUGGGUGGCAGUGAAAGCAGUUUGAGGGCAGUUGAAAGCUAUGACUCAACAAAAGACAAGUGGAUUGAGACGACAGCCAUACCAAUGACAAGCUUCCCUGACGAAACUGAGAACACAUUCACUUGCUGUGUACUUAAGAUCUUCAAAGGAGUAGUGGACAAAGCCGAGCUUUUCCCCAACCUAACUGGGUUCUCCGUUUCUGUUACGCAGUCCCAAUCUGCCUUUGGUACUGGGCUCUUCGGUUCUGGUUCGCCAGGCUUUGGUACUAGGCCCUUCGGUUCUGCAUCGCCGUCCCAAUCAGGCCUUUGUUUUGGUUCUGGUUCGCCAGACUUUGGUAUUAGGCCCUUCGGUUCUGCUUCGCCGUCCCAAUCAGGCCUUUGUUUUGGUGUCCCACGGUCCCAACCCGUAUCUAACCGGCCUGCAGGCUUUACUUUCGGUACCCCGCGGUCCUAACCAGUACCUACCACUAGAAGCAUUUGAAGUACUACGCAGUCUCAUGGGACCUGUCUGUGCUCUUUUUCCGGUUAAAUUUCGUGACUGUAUUUGAAUCGGCCAAGGACGUCUAAAUCAAGUUUUCUAAGACAUACAAUUCCUUUCUCUUGAUGUCCAAGGAACACUAAAUCUUACUCCAUAGAUAAAAGAGAAAAUAGACAAAGAAAAAAUAUAAUUUUAGCCAUUCGGUGGGGCGUUCUUCACGUCUCGGUGUCGAGAUUUUACAACUGUUAUCGAAAGGAUAACGUAUCCAACAAGUAGGAUUUUAAAAAUCGCCAGACUGUCACUGUCCUCAAAAUUACACAGGUUAGUUACAGAUUUGUUAAUUACUAGAGCUUUCAACAAAAUUAAAGGCGCAUGCGUAAAGUUACUAUUGCAGUUGAAUAUUAUUUGACAGUUGCCCAUAGCCACAAGUUUCUUUCUUAUUAACAUUUAGAUACCAAGGAACUAUUAUUAAUACUUUCAGUAAAUGAAAACCCAGCAAUGCCUUAAGGAACUUUAAAUUUUAAUCGACUAAAGAAAGCAAGGUGUGGGAACGAUCAGUUUUUUUUUUAUACGAUGUGUUCAUUAGAAAAAAGAGAGAUCCACAAAAAGGCGUAUUUUUUGUUUCACAAUGAUUAAAGGCAAGAAGCAUGACAGGUGUAGAUACGUUGACAAUGCUUUGCAGUUUGUUGAGUGAAUACAAAGUACUUAUUGAGUAAGAAGUAAAAAAUAAAGUUUGUGACAUCUCAA
Molecule: messenger RNA, 1832 nt
Organism: Stylophora pistillata
Lineage: Eukaryota; Metazoa; Cnidaria; Anthozoa; Scleractinia; Pocilloporidae
Product: influenza virus NS1A-binding protein homolog A-like
Source: RefSeq, a predicted model, not a curated record